Molecule: messenger RNA, 2915 nt
Organism: Amphiprion ocellaris (clown anemonefish)
Lineage: Eukaryota; Metazoa; Chordata; Actinopteri; Pomacentridae
Product: ATP-sensitive inward rectifier potassium channel 12-like
Exons: 3
Coding region: 341-2068 (575 amino acids)
Biological process (GO): potassium ion import across plasma membrane; regulation of monoatomic ion transmembrane transport
Cellular component (GO): plasma membrane
Molecular function (GO): inward rectifier potassium channel activity
Source: RefSeq, a predicted model, not a curated record
UCGGGGCAGAUGCACAACCAGCAGGCAGCAGCAACUCCGUUCAGCUACUAUGGAGCAACAAGACAAAGCUCAGGCUGGAGACAUAUACAAGUUUGCGCAGGAGACAUCUGGGAGCAGAUUCAUGAAAAAGGUGUUUGUCUGUUGAAGGACACCAGGAAGAAAAGAGGAGCAGCAACAGUUAAUCUACUCAAGCAUCUUUUUCUGAGGAUAAAACCACUCUUCAACUGAUUCAGUCUGCAGCAACACAAAGCAGAGAAUGUAUCAUGAGAACACAGUGCUGAUAACAAAUGCAAGACAGACCUGAGCUCAUACUGCCUCCCUGUCCAGCAACAGUACGUUAAUGGUUGGAACUACCCGCCCCAACCUACAUUACUGCCCCCGCAGACACAGCCUGAUGAUCACCGGUGCCAUGGGAGCGGUGCGGGUCAACAGAUACAGCAUCGUUUCCACAGAUGAAGAUGCCCUGAAGAUCUCCACCCUGGGCCUCCACAAUGGCCACAGUCCUCUGACUCAGCAGACUCUGUCAGGUGCCCACAUGCGAGGCGAGGAAGCAGGAGGAGACUGUCCAGGAAGUGAUGCAGGAAGAGGAACUUUGUCUCUGAGACUGACAAAUGAACCCAUCAUCCACAACAGCUGCCGUGCUUCACCUUCAUGUCGUCUGGGCCUGGAUCUGAGCAUCGGCCGUCUGCGUAGCCGCUUUGUGAAGAAGAAUGGCCAGUGCAAUGUGGUUUUUAAUAACAUGGACGAUAAGUCGCGACGAUACCUGGCUGACAUUUUCACCACAUGUGUGGACAUACGUUGGCGAUACCUGCUCCUCAUCUUCACCACCACCUUCCUCCUGUCUUGGCUGCUGUUUGGCCUGAUCUUCUGGGGAGUGGGAUUCGCUCACGGAGACUUUGACAUUCGCGUCCCUGUGAAGGAUGGGGAUCCUCGGAGUACCACUGAGGAAGUAAAAGACGAAUGGCGGCCAUGCAUUCUCCACAUCCAGGGUUUCAUUGGAGCAUUCCUCUUCUCCAUAGAGACCCAGACCACCAUUGGAUAUGGUUUCCGGUGUGUCACUGAAGAGUGCCCAGUCGCUGUGGUGACUGUGGUGGUUCAGUCCAUCAUGGGCUGCAUCAUUGACUCUUUCAUGAUCGGCACCAUCAUGGCAAAGAUGGUACGGCCCAAAAAGCGGGCGCAGACCUUGUUGUUCUCACACAAUGCUGUCAUCGCUCUGCGAGACGGCAAGCUGUGCCUCAUGUGGCGUCUGGGGAACAUGCGCAAGAGCCACAUCGUUGAGGCCCAUGUGCGUGCUCAGCUCAUUAAGCCACAUGUGACGGCGGAGGGUGAGUACCUCCCCUUGGAGCAAACAGACAUUGAUGUUGGCUAUGACGACGGACUGGAUCGGCUGUUUCUGGUGUCGCCGCUGGUGGUGGUCCACGAGAUCAACAAGAGCAGUCCUCUGUACAACCUCGGCCGCAAUGACUUGCAGAAGGAGGACUUUGAGAUCGUGGUCAUCCUGGAGGGGAUGGUGGAGGCCACAGCUAUGACCACGCAGGCCCGAAGCUCCUACUUGGCCAAGGAGAUCCUUUGGGGUCACCGCUUUGAGCCUGUGGUGUUUGAGAAAGGCGACCGCUAUCAUGUGGACUAUUCCCGUUUCCAUAAGACCUACGAGGUGCCGUCCACGCCCCAAUGCAGUGCCAGGGAACUGAGCCACAUAACGGGUCGUAGUGGGCAGUCCUCAUCCUCCAGCUCGUGUUACUCUCGGUCUCCAUCAUCGUUUCCCCUGAGGGCAGCCCGCCUACUGGGCUCUCACUCCCCCAGCGCUUUCUGCUACGAGAAUGAGGUAGCUUUGUGCUGUGGGGAUGACGAGGACGAAGAGGAUGUGAAAAAGGAGGUGGGGAGCCUGAACAUAAGAAGCAACAGGGAGGUAAAGAUGACUGACGACAUUCACCCGAGUUUCAAAGGGACAUUUGCAAAGGAGCAGACUGUGGAGAUGUUGUGUGUUCUGGACGCAGAGAAUCAGAUCAGCCUUGACAGACUACAGCCCACCCUACCUUUAUACAUCAGCAGAGAGUCAGGAGUUUAAUCAAUGGUAAUGGCUGCCGCCCCAUUUGUUUCCUCUCUAUGUGUGCGUGUGCAUCCAAAUAAAGUAUUGAGCUUGUGUAAAAAUAAAAGAUGGAGAGCACAAUUUUAACUGUACAUGUGGGGUGGAAGAGAAGGAUGUUUUGCAGCCAUCACACAAAUCCACACAGCUUUAGCUCAUAACUCGCUUUGGUUUCGGAUAACAUACACUUUCAGCUGUCACGUCAGCAUCCACAAAAUGCACAACUCAUCAACUUUUAAACACUGUGACACGGUAAACGGCAGUUAUCUUCAAAACCUAAAUCCAUUCUUGUUUUGUUCAGUAUGAACCCAUGUAUGACUUACAGUUAAGGUUAUGUCAACCUUUUUGUUCUUGAUUUCCAUUCACUAUUUGUAAAUAUGAUCUGCUUUUGUUUGAACUUUUAAAGAAUUUUACAUCAUAUACAGAUAAAUCUUAUGAGAUAUACAUCUAUUUAUGUUAAAGGAAGCACAGCACAAAUGCUUCAGACUUCAACACUCUUGUUUUCUCUUUGUAAAAAUAAAUUUUUCCGCAUUUUGAACUUUUGUCUCCCUGCCUGAGCUCUGUCACUUUUCACGUUUGAUAAGCAAGCCUUCUUGUUUUUUCAAAAUUCAUCACAGUUUAGUCCUUAAUCGUAACCAAGCACAAAUAAGAUAUAUAAUGCAGAACCAUGGAGCAGAAUUCAAAUGGUUUGUCAAAUCUGUGCAGAUGAAGACCAAGCACUUUAUUCUUACUUUUAUCAAUAGAUACAAUCACUUUGCAAAUGUAUGAUGUUUUGUAUGAACAAAGCACCUAAUAAACAACAGUAAACACUGUUAACACUCAAAAUGUU